ACCUUCGAAAAAACCGAAAAAGAUCGUCCCUAAUAUGUUCUACCUACCUCAAUAAAACUCGUUCCCCUCGCCGGAGAGAAGAUCAAACCAGUCAUUCAUAAGUCGUUGCGAUGAUCACUGGCGCGCUAAUUCUGCUCGUGGUGGCGCUCCGCGGUGCCUUGGCCGUGUCUGGAAUCUACGUGGACAAUGGCGUCAGUCAGACGAUCCGCCAGAACGCGAUCACGCUGCACGAUCGGCAGGAGAUUGAGCACGAAAUUCUGGACUUGCUGGGGCUGCCGGAUCGGCCAAACUCGAAGCACAUUCAUCCGUCGCUGCGCAAGUCGGCGCCACAAUUCCUGCUCAACAUCUACCACAAACAGUUGGACGCGGCGAAAGGUCGAGGGCGCGGACGCCGGCAGAGGGACACGGGCAGCGUUUACAGUAGAAGUCUGCUGACCAUCGCGGAUGAGCGCGUGAUCGAGGAGUCGGAUGUGAUCAUGACGUUUCUGAACAAGGGCCACAAAGAUCUGCCCAAGAUACGUCACCGGAGGUACGGCGAGCGGUUGUGGUUCGACACGAGCGAGACUUCGGCGGACGGAGCGAUGCAGCUGUACGCGAGUCUGCGGAUCUACAAGAACUCGACGAUCGACGACUGGAACGCGAUCACCAGCGGGAGGUUGAUCACGGUACGGGCAUCGCUGAUUCGUGAGUACAACGCCAAACGGGGGGAGCACAACUUGGAGUUGAUCGCGGAGCACACCGUUCCGUACAACUACGAGGGUUGGCUGGAGAUCAACGUUACGGACGCCAUGGACCAGUGGAUGACCAACCGAAUCGGUAACAAGGGAAUCUUCGUCGAUGCGUACUACAACGAAAGACCUUCCAAGAACGUUCGCCCGCAAGAUUUCGGCCUCAUUCUCUCCAACAAGUACGGACGCUAUCAACCCUUCCUGGUCAGCUACUGCAAGGGUCGUGAACUGGUCAAACCAACGACCCACAACAACCGAUCGAAGCGCAGCGUCGUCAAAAACUCCCCCAGAAAAGCCCCAAAGAAAUCCCUCAAGCCGAAAAACCCCUUCCUCGAGCGAUGGUCCCAGAAGGAAAAAUCCUGCCAAAUCCACACUCUGUACGUGAGCUUCCGUGACCUCAACUGGCAGGACUGGAUCAUCGCGCCGGAUGGAUUCGGGGCGUUCUUCUGCCACGGGGACUGCAACUUCCCACUUAACACCCACAUGAACGCGACCAAUCAUGCCCUCAUCCAAACCUUGGUGCACUUGAUCCACCCGAACAGUGUUCCGAAGCCGUGCUGUGCGCCGACCAAGCUGAACCCGAUCUCGGUACUGUAUCACAUCGACGAUGCGAACAUCAACUUGAAAAAGUACAAAAAUAUGGUGGUGAAGAGUUGUGGGUGUUUGUAGAGAGUAAGGAAUAAAUAGAAGUUAAG
Molecule: messenger RNA, 1423 nt
Organism: Culex quinquefasciatus (southern house mosquito)
Lineage: Eukaryota; Metazoa; Arthropoda; Insecta; Diptera; Culicidae
Gene: gbb
Product: protein 60A
Exons: 1
Coding region: 111-1397 (428 amino acids)
Biological process (GO): SMAD protein signal transduction; BMP signaling pathway
Cellular component (GO): extracellular region
Molecular function (GO): cytokine activity; growth factor activity
Source: RefSeq, a predicted model, not a curated record